Molecule: messenger RNA, 4520 nt
Organism: Pomacea canaliculata
Lineage: Eukaryota; Metazoa; Mollusca; Gastropoda; Architaenioglossa; Ampullariidae
Product: TLC domain-containing protein 2-like
Exons: 5
Coding region: 865-1785 (306 amino acids)
Biological process (GO): regulation of membrane lipid distribution; membrane assembly; plasma membrane organization
Cellular component (GO): plasma membrane
Source: RefSeq, a predicted model, not a curated record
GGCCCGGGCUGGCUCUCGGCGGCCCUGCACUCGGUGUGACGAACACUGUAGGUCGUUGAGCCGGGGAGGAGGUGUACCUCUCUAACGUUCGAAUGAACACUAUCCAAGCAUGGUCAGUGAAGCAGAAACGUGUCUGCCUCAGAGGCUCGACAUGUUUAACCUUCAAGGACAAGCCGUGCGCGCGACAACAGCGCAACAGACGACAGCACGCAGGUGUGCGUGACCCAUAUUCAAUGACCCAUAUUCAAUAGUGUAUCCAGAGACCGUCCUGUCAAAUACAAUGCAACUCUGUUACUAGGCAGUGUAUGUUGACAAAACGACGGACUUUCGCAACACCACUCCGUUGACGAAGAUUUCAUUUCGGCAAAGAAGAUAGAGGCAUCCGUCUGCUGUCGACUGCGUGCUGGGCGGCUGUUGGCAGACUCUCAACGAAAGAGACCACGGACGUAUAUCUCCACCUAAGACGGGCUUGUUUUCUUUGCUGAAAGAACACACAGAUCAGCAAUCAAGUCGCUCCCGAGUGUAGCUGCGUGCCUGCCUACUCGUCGGCCAGCGCGUCACGCAAGUCUCAGCGACGCCUGCGACCGGCAACUGCUUCAACCCAGGACGAGCGAUUUCGACAGAGGUGGACAUGUUCGCGGCCAAGAUUUUUUAUGAAAGAAAAACGAACCAAGUGAAUUACUGCCCACCUGGUUAGUUAACCUGCGGUGUAGAGGACCUUGACUUUGUGGUAGCGAGACGAACGCAGCGCACGAGGAGCGGAAGUUGCACUCGUCCGACUGAAUCUCUCGUUGGAGCCGAGAUUGGCGAGGGUGGCCACUGGCUGACGUGUACAAGAGUCUGAGAGUCAGUAAACCUCGCAAGAUGUCGUCAGGGAGUAGCGACAACCGGUCGAUUCCAGCGGAGCUUCUGCAGGAGCUGGAUGGUCGCGUGGGAGCGGUCAUGGUGGUCUUCUGGAUGUUAUUUUUUAUUGCACUCAAUUUCGUUUUCUUCUGGCUAGGCAAGUCGGUGACAUCAUUGCGGCCUCUGUCGGAUAAACGAUGCCGAAAUUUGGCCGUGUCCUGGGUCCACGCUUGUAUCAGCACCUUCGGCUGCGGCUACAGUUACGUCAUGUACGGACAGUAUCUGGACAACCUGGGUGACCUCGUCGACGUCAGACCAUACCCUUCCUACUUGUUUGUUGCUAUUUCUUUUGCCUAUUUUAUCUUCGAUAUGUUGGAACACAAAUGGCAUGGGACAGUUCUGGAAAGCUGGGAAGUGAUGGCACAUCAUGUUGCGGUGCUUACCACCUUCGGUUACAACCUGUGGUAUCAGACGUGCAUCGCCUUCUCUGAGGUGGCGCUGCUGACGGAGGUCAACUCUGUCUUCCUGCACGCCCGCAAACUGAUGCAGAUGUUCCGCGUACCCUUCUCUCACUGGCUGUACCGUAUCAUCGUCGUUAUUAACCUCGUCACUUUCGUCGUCUUUCGGGGACUGGGACUGUCGUUGAUUGUUGUGGGGGUCAUCAAGUACAAACACAAGAUCUCGACGUACUACGUGUUCGGGCUGGCCUCGUCCAUGACGAUCAUGAUAGCGAUAAACCCCGUGCUUUUCUGGCGCUUGCUGAAAAGUGAUGUGUUGAGAGCCUUCAACAAGCACGCACGUAAAUCCCCUCAGAAGGAAGCAGGGAAAGACAAGCGAGAUCUGACAGCAGUGAAUGGAGUUAAUGCCCAUGCAAUGCUCAAUGACCAUGUACGAAUGACAUCUCAGAACGAAGGGUUCAGAAAAAGAGACAAAACUGCGUAAGCAGGCGGUCAGUGGAUGUCGGACGAAAAACACUGUCGCAGGUGGAAAUUAUUUAACACAGACAUAAAGUUCACUGAACCUGUUUACUUCAGCCAUUGCUGACGCUGAAUAAUAAAGGGGACUGAUUGUAGAGAAUAGUGACCUUGAUAAUUCCCUAACGGUAACAUGUAGAAGGAAUGUUGGGUCUGUUCUUCAUGUAAUACAACUUUCCAUAGUCACAUAGAAUAUAGAAUUUUCUUGACCAUUCACAGUUCUGGCACGUUUUGCUGUGACAAGGACAGCUGUGGAAAACGAGAAAAAUACCACAAACCCACAUAUGUGCCUUUAAAAAUGCUGUUGCUGGUCCGUCGCACUAAUUCUGUCCAAACAGUGUGCUUGUCACAGCCAACUCAGCUAGGGUGUAUAUGGUGAAGAAAGUCACAUAACCUUACAGUUAGAACACUACUGUGCCUUCUGAAGAUCUACUCAGAAGUUCCACUCUUUCUUCAGCAUUCCGCAUACAAAUGGAGCUGGCAUGGACAGGGUAACGAGAGCUCCCGGAUCGUUUUAAGAGUAGAAAUCUUUUGCUCAAACAUAGACAGACUUAAAGACUCGGUAGAGUGAAAAACAUUUUUCGCACGAUGAAGUUUAAGUUCAAUGUAAAGAUGCCAACUUCCUAAAGCUGAGUAAAUAAAUCUCUUCCGUUUGUGAGAGAUGAUCCUUGAAACACCUGCAUGCCUAUCACCACGUGGUAUGCUUACGUCUUCUGAUCCAAUGGAGAAGCGAGAGAUUAAUAAGGCGCCGACAGGUGUUCUCAAGUGUCGAUCUUUAAAGGAUAUUAUCUGGCAAACGGAAAUGAAUAGGUGUAAGCUUUCUCUUUAGUACCUUGUAAUCAAUUCCUAUCCAGAUAUAUGGGUAAAAAGCCCCGUGCUGGGUUAUAAAGUUUGACAAGUACGUUUGAUGACCUGGCUGACUUUCAUAUUCCGACUGUUAGUCCAUCGUGGUGCCUAAAUACGUGCUGAUGACACUUAUGAAUCCAGCACGUGUGCAGUUAUUUUCUCUUACAAAAGUACUUGAGCAAAUCAUGACAGUUGAGGGUUUUUUUAAAUUUCUUUUUAUAUUUUUUUAAGUUUUUUUUGGGGGGAGUUUUGUUUUGUUUUGUUUUCAAACUUAUACAGCCUUUUAUUAAGAGUUUACAUAUCAUGCCAACGGUGCCUUUUUACUUGUUUAGUAAUCAUACAAAGCUCACAGGGCAUUCUUUCUCAUAUCAUAUGUAUAUAUAUUUUAUCUUGCGACGGAACGACCCGUGAACGUUUCCCGUUAUGCCGACUACAAAGGGAAAGAGCAAGAUUACUAAAGGGACCAGCUCUCUGUCACUUGCACCAGAAAUAGUUGUGAAAUCUGUCAGAAAAUAUCUCAUUUCCUGUCAGAAGGUAGCAAGUAAUUUUAAGUUGGUUGUAUACAGCAGGCACCCUCAACCUUCUCUGUUUUGUUUGUUUGUUUGUUUUUGUAUGUUGGUUUAUUUAUCCUUUUGCUUGAUAUUUUAUGGAGUAAAAAUUUUGGUCUUAUAUUAAGUUCCUACAACGUCGAAGACAACAUCCCAAUCAACAAGCAGUGGCUGAUUCUGGAGAUUUUGUCCCUCGCUCUCGUCACUACAGUUACACUCUUCCCCGAUCGCAGCUCAGGGCUUAGCAAGUUGAUUCCUACUCAUGCUACACAUUUGCAAGAAAUACUUUGUUUUGGAACAGCGAGACAUUAAAACUGAAGAGAGAUCUACAGGCCAUUCAAAGGAAACUGAAUAUGCUGUUUAUUAUUUUUAAAUAUAUUGUCGAUAUUACCGUCAGUUCUAUUAUCACACAUAUUUGUACAUUAUAAAUAGCUAGUACGAAAUGCCCUAUAUGAUUUUUUUCCUUUUCCAUAUUUUGAUUCCGUACUCAGCUUUGGUGAUUUUAUCUAUUAAUUUUAUUGCCUUUUUUUGUUGUUGCAUUAUUGCCUUUUGUUGUUUUUAGUAGACAUAUAACAUCGAGGUACACAAAGAACAAAUGGCAGAAUUGUUGACUUUUAAAAAUUCGUAAAAGUAGUUUAUUUGUAGUAAAAGUUGUCGCCUAGAAUAUCAGUGUCCAUUUCUAUCCUUUCCUUUGCUUACCAGGUUUUGCAGUCAAUACAGUGCGCUUAAUUUUCAUUUUAUAUUUUUAUGAUAUACUUUAAAACUGUCUUUUAUUCUGCUUCUGUUUUUUGUGAGCCUUGAAGGAAUCGCCCAGCAAAACCCCUAUGUCCAUGUUGGUAUCGUACGGGACUGCUUAUCUCUUGUAAGCGGACGUAGAGUGGGUCAAGAUUCUUCAUAUUUUUCGAUUUUAAGUUUGUUUGCGAGUUUAAUUUACAGCUAAGUUUAGAUGCAUUACUCAGAGUGUUGGAACAGUCUUAUACCUCGUUAUGCAAUCUCUCGAACUGUCCUUUUCUCUCUUUUUUAGCUAUGCCUCCUGGGGCGUUCCUAGAAUGUUACUUUAUGAGAUGGCAACAUUCAAAGACAACUUUAUGUGGAACACUUUUUGUAGCAACAGAAGGGAUGGCGUACUGUGGGUAGUAAAAAAUAACGGCAUGCUUCUCAUUUAGUGUGGUAGGAAUGCUUUUCAUAAUGGGUGAAGCAUUUUAUAUAUAUACGCAGCUCAUAAAAAUUUAUUUCAUAUGUAGAUUUUUAAACUUAAAAUGAAUCAUACGCUUAUUGUAUGUUUCAAUAUGAAUGGUGUGCAAAGCCA